AUGGGCAGUCGGGAAGACGGGUUGCUGGGAAGACGGUUGCCUGUUAGGCUAGCUGCUGGCUACCCGGCGCGUCCGCAGGUGGCGGAUAGUGGGACGACCUUCAAUGAAGGUUAGUUGCGAAAUAAGCAGACCCAGGUCUGACAUUGCUACCAUGGUGCGGUGGGCUGAAGUCUGGCACGCUGAAAGCCUUAUUAAAUGCCGCAAAACCCAAUCAUGGCAUUGUGACAUGGCCACCGUAAACCGCCAUUAAAUAAGUUUACUUGCCACAGCUGCCUUGUGAUUAGGUUUUUAAGCCAAAGUGCUAGAGGAGACCACCUCGAGCAAACAAUCCGAGCGGCUGUUAGGGAUCCGCCCGUAUUCGAAAUUAGCAAGAAAACUCAUGAAACAUGUCCGAUCACAGUACUACGACCCAUGCUACGGCGUGCGCGGGAACGGACGCGCUUCGCAACCCCGGUCCAGUGGUGCGGGCGAAUAGUAUGCGAGCUGGACAACACAAUCGUGGACGGACUCUCGGUAUUGGAUGCUGGAAUGUACGAACGUUCCUGGACCCUGGUACCCAAAGUCUGACCGCACGCAGCCUUCAUCAGUACAACGUGGAUGUCUGCUGUCUGUCUGAGGUACGACUUCCUGACUCGGGCUCUCGUGAAAUAAAGAUCCCGGGAGUCGAAUCCCACUUCACCCUGUACCACAGCGGCCCCCGCGAUUCCUCUGGUUGACACGGUGUGACGGUCGCCCUAUCACAACAAGCGGACCUCGCGCUACUUGCUUGGGAACCAGUCAAUGACCGGUUGGCCUACGUGCGACUGAAGGGUCACUUCACGAGCAUCUCCAUUGUCGCUGUGCACGCACCAACUUCGGCUGCCGAACAGCGCGAUAAAGAGGCGUUUUACUCUCAGUUGCAAGCGCUAGUUGAAAGACUGCCUCGCCGCGAUCUGCUAAUUGUUGCUGGCGAUUGGAAUGGUCGAACUGUAUCUGGCGACCCCACAACCAGUCAUCUUCUUGACCGCUUUGGUCUUGGUUCCCGAUGUAAAAAUGGUAAGAAAUUGCUGAACUUCACAGAUUGAAACCGACUGCUUGUCACCAACACAUGUUUCCAGCAUCGCAAAAAACAUCUGCUGACCUGGUAUUCAAACGACGGUCGUACGGCCAGUCAGAUUGACUACAUACUAGUCAGCUCAAGGUUCCGCAGCUGGGUUCACGAUAGCAGAUCGAUGCGUGGUGCCGAGACUGGUAACACACAUGGGUCGGACCAUGUCCUCGUCCGUACACGCCUGAAAGUUCAUCUCUCAUCGGCGCCAAAAAUGCCACGUCCUAGACGCCUCGAUGUUGCAAAAAUCCGGCAAGCCAGCACUGCUGAGGCCCUAGGCAUAGAAAUCCGGACCUGUUUUACAACCAGAGCCGACGGAGAAGUCAGUAACCAGUGGUCGUCACUGAAGACAUCAGUCUAUGGGGCAGCUGAGAAAAUCCUAGGAUACACCCAACGACGCCGCAGUGACUGGAUCAGCGGAAGAACCCUGCAGUUUUCUGCUCAGACGACUAGAGCCAGGUCCCGCAACAAUGACUCCUUCUUCCAACUUCGGAAGAUGACGGCAAAAUAGGCCAGUGAUGACGGGAAGCAAUAUUGCGCUAAAAAGAGACAUUUAUUUAACAGGCCUCGAACGUUGGUGACACUCGAAAGCUGUGCCGUCUGAUCCGCCAAGUUAGCGGUAAGCCCUCUACACUGAGUGACUCUGUUCGCGAUGUGAACGGCGGCUUUAUUGCUGACAACUCGCCCAAAGUCAAGCGCUGGCGUGAGCACUUUGAUCACCAUCUCAACUUCGAUGCUCAAACUUCAUCGCCCUUGCUCUCCUCCUCAGCUAAAUUUCUUCCGUCUCCUACCUAUGCAUUGCCAUGCGAUCCCCCUUCCGAGGAAGAAGUCGCCGAUGACAUACGAAAGUUGCGCAACAAUAAGGCACCCGGAGAGGACGAUAUACCCGUCGAAAUCUUCAAGUCUUGUGUCGACACUCUGGCGCCCUGGCUCCAUGAGGUAAUUGAACGAGCGUAGAGAGACGAGGUGAUUCCUGAAGACUGGGGUUUAGACAUCCUUGUACCUAUCUUUAAGAAGGGAGAUAAGACGAAAUGCGAGAACUAACGCGGCAUAAGUCUCAUCGACGUUGCUGCGAAGAUUUUCGAUAUUGUCCUACUAAGAGGAUUCCAGGCUGUGCGUGACUCAAUGACGAGGCCCAACCAAGCCGGAUUUCGUGCUGGACGUGGAUGCGCAGAUCAGAUAUUCACACUGAGGCGCAUUCUCGAAUUUCGCCAUAGUUACCAACAACCAACGGCCGUCUGCUUCGUUGACUUCGCCACCGCGUUCGAUUCCGUUCACCGUGAGUCCCUAUGGCGGAUAAUGGCGCUGGAUGGUGUACCGACAAAAAUCAUCGCCAGGAUCUAGGCCUACUAUCGCUCCACUACUGCGAGAGUCCUGGUCCGUAACAAUCUUUCCCAACCGUUCGGUAUUUGGUCUGGCGUCCGACAGGGUUGUAUCCUGUCACCCAUAGUGUUCAGCUACGCAAUUGACUGUAUCCUCGGGAGGGCCCUACGCGAUAGUGACGGCAUUGAAUUUGUACCCGGACAUCAACUGACUGAUCUCGACUAUGCCGAUGAUAUCGCCUUACUUGCUUCAAGUUUUGGUUAUCUGCAGUCUAUGGUGUCACGGGUGAACGAGGUCGCUAAAUCCGUAGGUUUGUCCAUAAACGCUGGAAAGACCAAAGUAUUUUCAAACUACAUCCCUAACCAGGAGAAGGCACCCCUGGGGAUUGAUGGCUGUCAACUUGAAGAAGUAGACAGUUUUAAAUACCUCGGGGUGAGGCUGCUGCCUAAUGGACAGAGCAAGAAUGAUAUCGUCUCCCGAAUCGAUGCGGCCUGCUAGGUUUUUUCAAGCCUUAGGAAAUGCCUGUGGAACCGACGUGACCUCUCCAUCGCCACUAAGAUUCGCGUGUACCAUGCAUCUAUCCGGUCUGUCCUUCUCAGCGUUUGUGAAUGCUGGGCAUUGCGCGUGGAGGACGAGCGAAAACUAGAGGUAUUUGACCACUACUGCCUGAGGAUCAUCCUUCGAGUGAAGUUAACUGACUUCGUCUCAAAUGAGACAGUCCGCACUCGCUGCGACAACAUCGCGAGGAUAACUCAGGCCAUCCAAGAAAGACGACUAAGGUGGUUCGGGCAUGUUCUUCGUCGUCCACCUCAGGAGCUCAGUGUUACUGCCCUCGAUCCGGCACCGUUGCCCCAUUGGAGGCGUCGAAGAGGGGGUCAGUUCAAAACCUGGCUCGACACAAUUCGUCAAGACAUGGAUAUGGUUCUGGGACCUUCGGUGUUCGGCCUCCGUCGUUGGCGGAGAGAAUGGGUUGAACUGUCUAGAUCUGCUGCCGCGGCUCAUCACGCAUGGAGAGGUACAGUUCGGGACAUCAUCGAGGCCGGCUAG
Messenger RNA from Spirometra erinaceieuropaei, 3457 nucleotides. The record is from the annotation of a GenBank genome assembly. NCBI's taxonomy places the organism in Eukaryota, Metazoa, Platyhelminthes, Cestoda, Diphyllobothriidea, Diphyllobothriidae.